Molecule: messenger RNA, 1602 nt
Organism: Micromonas pusilla CCMP1545
Lineage: Eukaryota; Viridiplantae; Chlorophyta; Mamiellophyceae; Mamiellales; Mamiellaceae
Exons: 2
Cellular component (GO): endomembrane system; membrane
Source: RefSeq, a predicted model, not a curated record
AUGUACGCCAAGGGCGAGCCGCUCGAGAUGUGGGCGUACGUCACCGAAGACGCGACGUUCGCGCACGACCGCGACGACGACGACGCCCGUCGUCGUCUCGUCGCGCGCGAGGAACGACUGCCGCUGUGCGGCGAUGCGCCGACCCUCCCGACCGACGCCGCGGACGACGGCGCGCGGGAAUACAGGAUCGCGCACGUGAUCACGGAGGACGCGCUCGCGAGGAACGCGACGCCGUGGCUGCACGUCUUCUUCGCGCGGCCGGGAUCGCCGAUCGAUCCAUCCGACGCGAGGUACGACGCGCGAGACGUCUUCGGCGGAAGCAUGCCGCUCGUCCGGUAUUACCCGAAGAGAUCGCGGCAGAGCGAGCGUAAGAACUUGCUGACGGGGACGAUGGCGUCGUCGUCGUCGUCGUCGUCGUCGUCGUCGCGGGGCGGCGCCGGUUCGGAUUCCGACGGCGACGACGGCGGCGGCUGGACGCCGCACUUCAAGCCGAACGUCACGGUCUCCAUCGUGGACGAGUUCGCCGCGUUCCCUCUCACGGGAAUGGGCCUCCCGCAGCAGAUGCGAGAGCACAUGCGGUUCGAGUCCGGGAACGCGUCCUCCGCGGACCACCCGGGAGAUUACUACCCCAUCGUCUUCAUGAACGAGUUUUGGCUGCUGCGGGACUACCUCGUGCCGAUCAACGAGACCGUCCCGGCGGUCAACUUGACGCUGUCCAUCGCGCCGCUGAGCCCGUGGAAGUGGCAGUUGAUGCUGCAGAUGGAGAAGAACUUCGAGGUGCAGCGCGCGAUGGGCGCGGCCGGGGAGAAGGACAGCGACGAGCUGAAGAGGGUGCUGCUGGAGGGCAACCCAAUUUUGCUCGCCAUCACCGGAUGCGUGUCGUUUCUGCACAUGAUCUUCGACGCGCUCGCGUUUAAGAACGACGUCACGUUUUGGCGCGCGAACAAGAGCAUGGAGGGUCUCAGCGCGCGGACGAUCGUCUUCAACGCGUGCUGUCAGUGCGUCGUGUUUCUGUACCUCUUGGACAACGACACGUCGUGGAUGAUCUUGCUCAGCAGCGGCGUCGGAUUAUUGAUCGAGUUUUGGAAGAUCACGAAGGCGAUGGACGUGUCGUUCGACGCCAACGCGUUCCCGUACGUGACCGUGAAGGAUAAGCACGGGUAUCGCGCGUCCGACACCGCGAAGCACGACGAGGUCGCGAUGCGGUACUUAUCCUACGCGUUGUAUCCGCUCGUCGGGUGUUACGCGGUGUACGCGGUGUUGUACAACGAGCACAAGGGCUGGUACUCGUUCGUGUUAAACGUCCUCGUCGGCGCGGUGUACCUCUUCGGAUUCAUAACGAUGACGCCGCAGCUGUAUAUAAACUACAAGCUGAAGUCCGUGGCGCAUCUUCCGUGGCGACAGAUGACGUACAAGUUUUUGAACACGAUCAUCGACGACUUGUUCGCGUUCGUCAUCAAGAUGCCGUUGAUGCAUCGCCUCAGCGUUUUCAGAGACGACGUGAUCUUCCUCGCGAUGCUGUACCAGCGGUGGAUAUACAAGGUGGACAAGACGCGCGUGAACGAGUUCGGGUUCACGGGCGAGGACGGCGCGGCGGCGACG